AUGGCAAAAGGGGAGGCUGAAUACUUCUUCACAUUCAGAACCAACGUUAAGGGACGGUGGUGUGAGAAACCGGUGAUAGAUGUCCUUGCUUCGGAAUUUAGAACAAGAACCAAGGACUAUUUUCUGUCUGCGUUGGAAUGCGGGGCAGUAACAGUUAACGAAGAGAUUGUGGAACCCGGAAGAAUACUCCGAAUCGGAGAUGUCAUAAGGCAUACAGUCCACAUUCAUGAGCCGGCACAUCCGGAAAUAGAUAUAAUAAGGGAGGAGCAAGACUAUGUUGUCGUGAACAAGCCUCCGGGGAUGCCAUGCCACCCCACCGGAGGUUAUAGAGAAUACUCGGUCACAAGAGCACUCUUUGGGGACAAGAAGGUGGCCUGCAUCAACAGACUGGACAUGCCUGUGUCCGGGGUCUUGAUUGUUGCAGUGAAAAACCAUUCUAAAUGCUUGGAAGCAAUCAGAGAAGCCAGAAAGAUCUACCUCGCAAAGGUACAAGGACUAUUUCCUGACAGCAUAGAUGUAGAUAAGAAGAUCUCAUGUGCCGAAGGAAAGCACAGAUAUGUUAGCGACGAGGGAAAGGCAUGCUUGACACUGUUCAGAAGACUAGCAUACAAAGAUGGGCAUUCGCUUGUGGAAUGUAGGCCUAUUACCGGGCGCACACACCAGAUUAGAAUUCAUCUCCAAAGUAUAGGAUUUCCAAUUGUAAACGACAUCAUGUAUGGGGAUGGGGAGUUGCCACAGCCACUUUGGGAUAGCACCUGCAAUGCAGAGAUAAGUGGCUUUGAGGAUAAAAGAAAAUACGAAUAUGUGGUAAGGAGUUGUAAAGGAAGAAACAAUAGGUCUUUCGUCACUAAGGACUACUAUAUCUGCCUUCAUGCUUGGAAAUACACAUAUAAUGGAAUAGAGUAUGUAGCCAACCUCCCAGAAUGGUGCAAGGACUGGGGCCUGGAACCAUAG
Messenger RNA from Encephalitozoon intestinalis ATCC 50506, 954 nucleotides. Its product is annotated as pseudouridylate synthase. Gene Ontology annotation, molecular function: pseudouridine synthase activity; RNA binding. Gene Ontology annotation, biological process: pseudouridine synthesis. The transcript has a single exon. The record is from RefSeq and is a predicted model, not a curated record. Lineage: Eukaryota; Fungi; Microsporidia; Unikaryonidae. Bases 1 to 954 code for a protein of 317 amino acids.